Messenger RNA from Cladophialophora immunda, 2404 nucleotides. RefSeq lists its product as uncharacterized. Gene Ontology annotation, molecular function: transcription coregulator activity. The record is from RefSeq and is a predicted model, not a curated record. Gene Ontology annotation, cellular component: core mediator complex; mediator complex. The transcript is spliced from 2 exons. Bases 177 to 2105 code for a protein of 642 amino acids. NCBI's taxonomy places the organism in Eukaryota, Fungi, Ascomycota, Eurotiomycetes, Chaetothyriales, Herpotrichiellaceae. Gene Ontology annotation, biological process: regulation of transcription by RNA polymerase II.
CAAGGAUUUUCACCAAUCAAAACUUGCUUCAAGCUUCACAUCUCUACAGCGCAGCCACGACUUCCUGUCAUUUUAUUCAGUCACAGCUAGCCUCUCAGUUGCUGGCCUUCCGCCGAAUCACGGACUGAUAACAAGUUGCGAACGCUGGUCCAUCUUUGGCGCGGCAUCAAAGUAUCAUGCCUGACUCGAACACCAUCAGCCUUUUGAUUCCUCCCGAGCCUUCAUCAAAACCCCAAAAUCUCCAAACGCAGAUACAGCAGAUCAUUGCACAAAAAGGUCAUUUCCGCCAUGUCACCGAGCGUUCUCUUCUCGCUGAGAUCCAGGGCACUGGCGCAGCGCCGGACACAAUCCACGCUGGCCAGAAAGACGAGCCUGAAACUGAAGAAGAUGAAUCUCCUCAGAAGCGCCAGGAACGCGUCUGGAAGCGCAGGGAUGAGAUGCUGGACCGACUAAACUACGCACAGAACGAAGUCCUCUGCGCCCUGGACUUUGUGUCAUUCCUGAUUUCUCAGCAGUCAAUCCCCGCUCAGCAUUCCAUGUCACCUGCGCUCCAACAGGCUGUCCCUGUAGGGACAUUGGCCUCUCGAGUUCUCAAAGACAGACCGAUCCCUCCUUCUACGAGGCGGCGGCUCGCCUCUGUCUCUCAAGGCUGGAGGUCUGAGGGCUUUCAGGCAGCCUCAAACAAGCUGGCCGCAGCUUCUGCUCGCCUUCAGACGGAAGCAGAGCGUGAGACAGAGUAUUGGCACCAGAUUGCUGAUCUCAACAGCAAAGGAUGGUCGGUUUCGCGACUUCCACGAGACCACAAAGCCAUUGGCGUUCAUUUCGGAUUUGCUGAAUCAGCACCGCAAUUCCGCGAUCGAGGCUUUGCUCUUCUUCGCCAGGCUGCUGAUGGCUCUGUCGUUUUGGAUCGACAAGUAGGGCUUAAAAAAAGCAAACGGAUAGGCGUUUUUGUUGUCCGGGACGGCGUCAAAACUGGCGCUUUCGACUUUCAAACUCAUACUUCGGUUGAAACGACAGAACUCAACCGAAACCUCAACGACUACCGCAACGCCCUUUUCGAAGAAGAAUUAUUCUAUGAGAUAUGCCGGGAAGCACGUCUAGUGGCCAACCAAGGUAUUACCAUGCGUUCGCAGAGCGUUGAGAUUGACGUUGGUGGCAAGUACCAUUUGUGGCUCGUGUCCUCCACCGAACAAGAGGGAGUGCCAUCUGUCAAUACCGAAGACCAGUUGAUAGCUCAAUUUGUGGCCGUAUCCCUGCGUUUGUUGUUGGCUGUCGCUCAUGAGCAGAAUCUCAUCAGGCGGUCGCAAAAAUCGCCGCCAAUGACCCUGAAAACACGACCAACUCCCGAGUACGCGCUGCUCCGACCUGUCUUAGCACAUUUACGGCACCGUGCAGAAGCCGGGGCCUUGUGGGACGAAUGCAAAGCGCUGCUACGUGCUUUCAAGAGCGCGAAUUUGCCGAACACUGUCUCGACGGAAGCCUCAACCGACGCAGUGUUCCAAUCUCUGAAGAUCGAAACGCCCCGCACGAUGCUUUCAGAGCUGAUGUUACCCGUCAAGACGUGCUUCAGAAUAAGCCUGACAGCAGGGCGCAGCUUACAGAUUGGGCUGGCCACGUUUCUUGGGCCCCCUCUGUUUGGCUCCCGCUAUGAAGUAUCGUCGAUUGAUUUUGGACUUGCAACUGUACCGUUGUCUCGUCACGAAACUCGCGACGAGGCGCUGUCGUUUGUGAGACGCAUGCUGGUAUUGGAUCUCGUUGCGCACAGCGAGACGCUGGCCCUAGCAGAGCAAUCCGCGACACGUUCGGAGACGAACAAGAGCACACGAGUGGGAUGGGUAGUCUCACAGCCCCACAACGGCGAGUUGAGCCUGUACGAUGCUCAGGAGGCCAUCGAGAAGCUACAGAUUGUGGUGCAGCCCGAAGUUAUCGGCGUCAAACUACAUCCAGCGAGGAAGAGAAGCGGGUUUCAGAAUGUGGUGUGGUCCUGGACAUCCACUGGAAGUUCCAAGACAGAAGGAACUGUGACAACCGCGGAGGCAGACAUCACGUUUGAUGCAGCAAUAAAGGAGGCAAUCGAGAGCAGUAGCCAUAGAAGCAGUAUCUAAUCCGCAUGCCCCAGGCAGUGCCCUAUACUGCUGCUUCGGGGGAGGACGGGGCGCACGAACAAAAUCCUCAUGUGAGGGAGUUAUCCCAAGUCGCACAGUGUAAGGAUGAAGGACCAAUGAUAUGCUUCCAGAGACGGGUAUGUGGGCAAGCUGACCAUGCAUAGUUGUUACAUGUCGUACGCUGGAAAGUCAUCUGACAAGCCUGGGAAAAUAUCUCGACCAUCGAUUCUCUUGGUGGGUGGAAUCCUGGGUAAGGCUGGGCGACGCACCUCACACAUACGGAGUAGUGGUUGGCCCGG